Camelina sativa (false flax) is the source of this 382-nucleotide messenger RNA. Its product is annotated as defensin-like protein 293. The record is from RefSeq and is a predicted model, not a curated record. NCBI's taxonomy places the organism in Eukaryota, Viridiplantae, Streptophyta, Magnoliopsida, Brassicales, Brassicaceae.
UCUGAAGAGAAAAACAAAACUUUUCCAUCUUCUAUUCUAUCAAUGGCGUCUAGACUAACAUCGCUUUUCCUCUUCUUCUUUCUCAUAUCUUGCACAUUUUUGUUGCAUGAAACCAAUGCAUCAAGAAAAAUGGGUAGAAGCUAUAUUCCACUGUGCGGAUCAAGAGAUGAUUGUGAUGGCAUAUGGUGUAAAGGAAAAGCAGGAAAGACUGGACAGUGUAACAUGUGGACUUGUAACUUUGAUGAAUAUUGUCGUAAGAUUGUUCGUUGCGAAAACUCGCCAGGACCAUAUUGUAUGGAAGGAAUAUGUACUUGUUAAAAAAGCAUACUUUGUUUAAAAGAAUGCAUAGUGCAUUACUACAAUAAAGUAGUUUAUUAGGUAA